Lodderomyces pseudojiufengensis is the source of this 414-nucleotide messenger RNA. Its product is annotated as U2 snRNP complex subunit. Gene Ontology annotation, molecular function: RNA binding. The transcript has a single exon. Bases 1 to 414 code for a protein of 137 amino acids. Lineage: Eukaryota; Fungi; Ascomycota; Pichiomycetes; Serinales; Debaryomycetaceae. The record is from RefSeq and is a predicted model, not a curated record.
AUGCCUUCAACGAAACGACUGCAUUCUGAUAACAGGAUUUCAGAAAACUUGAAAGAAAAGAGUCAAAAUUUAAGCGACUUCAAAUUAAAUCAUACACUAUACAUCAAAAAUCUUAAUAAUAAAAUCAAUAAAUCUCAAUUGAAACACACAUUGUAUCUACUUUUUUCAACUUUUGAUGAUAUACUAUCAAUACGGUUUGGUUCAAAUGUUCAUGAAGCAUUCAUAGUAUUUUCCAAUUCAAAAGCAGCUACAUUAGCAAUGAGAAGUUUACAAAAUGAAAAACUUUAUGGGAAAGAGAUGUUAAUUAGUUUUUCAACACAUGAGUCUAAAAUCAUCGAAUCACUUAAAGAUAGAGAAGUUAAGGAUGAGGAUGAAAAUGAUGAUGAUGAUUCCGUUCUACCAACUUACGAUUAA